Homo sapiens (human) is the source of this 43458-nucleotide messenger RNA. RefSeq names its product transmembrane protein 232 (gene TMEM232). Gene Ontology annotation, biological process: flagellated sperm motility; spermatogenesis. The record is from RefSeq and is a predicted model, not a curated record. The transcript is spliced from 16 exons. Gene Ontology annotation, cellular component: membrane; outer dense fiber. Lineage: Eukaryota; Metazoa; Chordata; Mammalia; Primates; Hominidae. The coding region runs from base 882 to 2618 and encodes 578 amino acids.
AGCCUCUUCCGGCAACCAUUAAAGGGCACGGUUGCUAGGGAGACGCGGCGGUAACCUGGACCUUAAAAGUUUGUUGUCGUUAGGGAAUAGGUGGGAAUAUGGUUGUGGGAUUAAUGAAACACAGUACCAAAGAGAUUCCAGAAAGAGAACUGGUGUAGGAAUAGGGCCUGCAUGGGAGGAGUUCAAAGAUGCUUCUUGGAGGGAGCCGAUAACCCGCGGGUGGAGCCUACCCGAGACAGGGCAUCACUGUGUUGCCAAGGCUGGUCUUGAACUGGCUCAAGCAAUCUGCCCACCUCGGUCUCCCAAAGUGCUGGGAUUACAGGAGUGAGCCACUGCGCCCUGCCUGAAAUUGAACACAAAUGUGGUGGAGACGGGACAGGGCAGGUGGAAAUUCACUUAUAAGUCCUGAUUGGCUAAGCCCUGGUCACGAGACCGUAAAAGAGCAACGUCUGUCUCAGAGCGACUCCCACAGCGUCCUUAGCAACCAGCCUUGGUUCCCAGCGGCUCAGAGCGCAGCGAACUCAUCUGAAAGACUUUUAUAAAUGACAGUGCAUCAACAGUUGAGCAUGUGUUAACGUGGAGUGGUAUAUUAAUAGAAAGAAGCAUAAUAUAGCACAAAGCACUCAGUCAAGCUUCUAGUCCAGAAAGCGUAUGAUUUUAUCUGAAGUAAUUUGGAAUAAAUUUACUUGAAGGCAAGGUAUUCUAUAUGAGAAGUUAGGCCAAAUGUUGAUUUGGACAAAAGUGAAUGUAGUAAAAUGGGAAAAAAAUCCUGAAGGCUGGCAUCAAAAUAACUCUUAAACAAUGAACUAUUACAGAGAUUUCCACUUGAGUCAUGACUCAUGCCAUCUUCCCCUCAAGUGCAACAUAAGAAUUUAUGAUUUAUGAAUAUGCCUGUUAACAAAUCACCUAUGAUUAAUACAUGUGGAGGCAUAUCUUCCCCUUAUCAUGAAGAGCUCUGGAAAUUAAAUUUUCAACAUUUAAGUGGAGAAAGGGGUCAUAAAUCAAGGCCAACAUUUUCAAUCACAAAAGAAUUCAUCUUGAGAUUCAAUCAAACACAAAAUUCCAAAGAGAAGGAAGAAUUGUUGGAACUAGCUAGAAAAAUCAUUCUCAGAUGUAAGAGAAAAUUGGGUCUCAAAACCCUGGGCUCUGGAAGGCAUGUGCAUCUUCCUGCUGCAUGGACUGAAGUAAUAUAUCUGGCUCAAUGCAAAGGGGAAAUCCAAGAUGAAUCUUUAAAUAUGCUUUAUGCAUCUCUGGACCAUGCUUCCUUUGAUUAUGAUCAUCUGCCUGCCUUAUUUUUUGUUGCGGAAUCGGUUUUAUACAGACUGUGUUGUGAUGCAUCCCUCAAAACAUAUUUAUAUUCAGUUGAAAUAAAGCUAGCAAAGAUUGGCUAUUUGGUCUUCUUACGACUUUUUAUAUUUUUCCUGCAUGGUCAUCUAGAAAGUUUUAAACAACAUUUACUUAGGCUUCAACCAUAUUUAUACGCACUUUCUUUCUCUGGAGCAUCAUAUCACAAGUAUCCAAACAUCUUUUCAAAUGUGCAAUUCAUCCUGAAAGCCUCGGAAAUUAUAGGUAAAAGAGAACUCCGUUCUGAAUCCAUUUUUAGACCUGUGGAAGAUAAGAAAAGAUAUGAGAACACAGAUUCUGAUAUGGGAGGAUAUGAAAUUAACCACCUGCUCUGGCACUGUGUUGCUGCUUGGUCUUGUGUUCAGAAUAACAGUCCUCAGUUGAAUAACGUGCUUGAACAUCUCGUCUUCCAUAAGACACAGCUUCAAAAGAAAUGCUGGUUGGAUUCAGUACUGGCUUUACUGGUCCUUGGGGAGGCUGCCAAAUUAAACAUGGCCUGCUUGAAAGCUUUAAUGGACGUAGUGAGAGAUUUUGUUUCAAGCAUUAUGUCUGUUCAAAAUCAGGAAGAAAGUUGCAAGGUAGAUGAUUUUUCCUGGGCCUGGAAUGUAGUCUACAUAUAUACAGUAAUUCUUGCAGAAAUCUGCUUGUAUGCAGCCACUUCUGAUUUGCGAAAAACUGCUUUAAUUGGUUUCUGUCACUGUAAAAGUUCACAAAAAAAUAUUUUAUACUUGGACAAAUCAGUACCUCCAGAAUUAAAGGAAACAAGUAUUUUAAGUCUUUUGGAAUAUUUCUCUUCAAAAAUGUCAGAGAACUGUGAUCAAGUAGUCUGGACUGGUUACUAUGGCUUAGUGUAUAACCUGGUGAAAAUUUCAUGGGAACUUCAAGGAGACGAAGAACAGGAUGGACUUAGAAACAUGAUAUGGCAAACAUUGCAGAAAACAAAGGAUUAUGAGGAAGAUGUACGAAUCCAAAAUGCAAUCAAUAUAGCUCAGGCUGAGUUAAAUGACCCAACUGAUCCUUUCACUAGAUAUAGUACAAAUAUUUCAUCAAAUGUAGGAGAAGAAGUUUUCUCCAAAUAUAUUGGGUGGAGAAUUGCCAACACUCUUUCCAAACUAUUCUUUCCCCCCAUUGAGGCCCAUUUUCUUCCUUUGAAGAAACCAUCAAUAAAAAAGGAUCAAACAAAAUAUCCAAAUAAAAAGCUGGAGUCUGUGAAAAAGCAAGUUCUACAUUUCACUGUAAGGUACUACCAUAAUAUGAAAAAGAUCCAUGGUUAAAGAUAGUUUGGUGCUUUUUAUGGAAGUGCAACCAUCUACGGUUAACCAAGCAUUUUUCCCAGUGGGAAAUGGAAACCAUUUAUUUCUAUUUUCUGUAGAAGUUACAUUAAUGCCAAAAUAGUGGUAUGUAUUCAGUUGAAUAUGUUUAGAAUAAUGUGUUUCAUUUAGCAAUGCCAGUUCUUUAACAUCUGAAACAGGCCUCAGGUUUGUUUUGAAAAACCUUGUCUAAAUAUUAAAAUAGAGCCCAGUCAUACAGUUAAUUUAUUCCCAAAAGGAGAUCUGAUUUCACAUACCGUUUUUGUCCCAUUUGCUGGCUGUCUUAAUACUAAGGGAAUUUCAUGUUUCUAAACACCAUCUACGUUAUCAUCCUCUGUCUGUUGGUGUUAUAAGGGCCAAGAAAUCUGAAAAUUAAAAUCGUAACCUUUUUCAAAAUACAAGAAAUAAGGUAACUAAUAAAGCUGUUAUUUUUCACAAAAAUGCAAAUCAAGCACACACAUUCCUCCCACCAUUCAUAAAAACAUUAGAAUGUCCAAACGUGCUGUAAUAAUUACAUCUGGGAAAUGCUAGCAGACUUGAGGUACUGUUUGUCAUUAGGUUGUUCAUUACCAUGAUUAUUCAUAGGCAAUCCACUGUCAACUUAAUUCUUUGUAUGAAUAGAAGAUCUAGAAUCAUUACAAUAACAUUUUUCUAUAUUAAUCACAAAUCCAUUUUUUUGGAAUUUUAUUAUGAACUCUAUAUUUCAGGAUCACAUACAUUAGUUGGCUAGGGAUACCAUAACAAAAUCAGUAUGGGAUACUGAAACAAGAGAAAUUUAUUUACUCAUGGUUCCAGAUGCUGGAAGUUCAAGAUAAAGGGGUUGGCAGGUUUGUUUUCCUCUGGAGUCCUUUUCUUUGACUUGUAAAAUAGCUGCCUUCUGGCUGUACCCCUCACAGGUCCUUUUCUCUGUGCUCACACACCUGUUGUUAUUUUUGUAUCAAAAUUUCCUUUUAAGGACACCAGUCAAGUUGGAUGAGACCCCAUCCAUAUGACUUCAUUUAACAUUAAUUACCUUUUAAAAGCCCCAUCUCCAGGUAGAGUCACAGCAUAAGAUACUGUGAAUUAGGGCUGCAGAAUAUUAAUUAUAGGGGAACAAAAAGCAGCCCAUAACAUAUACUAGUAAUAUUUCCUUUCAAUUAUGACAUUAUAUAUUAAAAAAACUAAAGAAUUCAGUGUUGAAAUGGGUUGCCCAACAAUACCUACAGAGUUAGUAAUAAAGCCAUAUUAAUAUAUGGUCUUUAUCAAAGACAACAAAAACGAUUCUGUGUUGAAAGUGUUCUGUCAAUUUUAUUCUUUUGUCCCAUUACUGAGGAAAAAUCUAAGUACUCUACCUGAUGUCUGUGAACUAUGAAAUUUUCCACUUUGGUUAGAAAUUGAUUUUUCCGGCCCUGUGUGAACCUCAAGGAUUGUUUGCUGUACUUUUUUUUAGUGGUUCUUUCCCCAGACCCUGGUAGUGUCCUCAGGUGCUUGUGCUGCAAUUAAUGAGUACUCAGCUGAGUGGGGAACUCUGGAUAUCUGCAGAGUUCUUUCUCUGGGAGGCUUUCACCUGAACUCUCUACUACCUUGCAAACAAACUAGCCACUUUGGCCUCCUUGUACUUAUAGCUCUAUCUCUUCACUUCAGGAAUUUGCUGAGCUCCAUCUAGAUUCUCCUAGCUUUGGAGAUUGGCAGUUUUCCCUGGUUAGUAAGCUGAGACAAUUGGACCUCAUUUGUUUGCCAUUUUUGGAGAUUUUUAUCCUUCACUGUUUGAUGUCCAAUAUAUUGAGAACUGGUUUUUGUAAAAAAAAAAAAAAAAAAAAAAAAUCAAAGUAUAAAUAGAAAUCUGUUACUCCCUCUUGACUAAAAGCUAUCAUUCAUAUUUAAAAGUACAAUCUGUCAGGGAUGAAAUUUUAUAUAUGGUGUUCCAUAGGCAUCAAAAGUUUUCUUCCUAAUAGAUAUCCAGUGCAUCCAGCCUCAGUUACUUUCACUAAAAAUAUAGCCUUUCCUUUUCAGAAAAAAAAUACAGGCUUUCCUCAUAGCACUGCAGGAUCACUUUUGUCAUAAAUCAAGAAUUGGCAUAACUGUAUAUAUUUGGGUCUGUUGCUGGACUCUCUAUUGUUCCAUUGGUCUACUUCCUUACACUAAUACCAUAAUUUUAAUUUAUGUGACUGUGUGAUGAAUCUUAAUAAAAUAUUUGGGCUUCUACUUCAAGAUUGUUUUAGGGCUCUUCAGGACUUUUGAAUUUUUACACAAAUAUUAGCAUCUAAUAUUUAAAUGUUGAAUCUAGGAACUAAUUUGGGAAAAAUACUGCACUGAAAAAUUGUUUCAAUACUAUAUUGAAAAAUAUGUAUCUUUUGGUCUAUGAUCAUAGUAUAGUCUUCAGUUCACUGAAGUGUUCUUUUAUUUCUGACAAUAUUCAGUGUAGAAAUUGUAAUAAUUUUUCAUUAGCAUUAUUUGUUUUUUCUUGAUGUUUUUCAAAUGACAUCUUUUAAAUUUUUAUUUGCUAUUUCUUGCUAAUACAAAGAAAUAGCAAUGAUUUUAUAUAUUAACUGUUUCUAUAGCAACUUAUUAAAUAUGCAUAUUAAGUCUAAUUAUUUAUAAGUGGGUAUCUUUAUUUUCUAAGUAUAAAAGUCACUAAGGAUAACAAUUUUUUCUGUUCUUUAAAAUUCCAAUAUGUAUGCCUUUUAUGUCCUUGCCUUUCCUCAUUGUGCUAGCUAGAACUUCUAAUUUAUAGUUAGAUAGAAGUGAUCAUAGUGUACAUUUCUUGAAUCAUUCCCAAUAUCAUGGGUAAAGGUCUGAGUAAAUCACCAUUAAAGGUGAUAUUAGCUGUAGGUUUUUUUUCCCAAGAAUAUGUAAAAUGAGAAUUGGAGUUUAAAAACAGAACAGGGAUACAUUAAACAAUUAGCUGUAGGUUUUAAAAAAUCUUUACCAGGUUAAGAAGUAACUUCUAGCCAUAAUUUGCUAAUAUUUUAAAAGUUUCAUUGUAUUUUUAAUUGACAUAUAAUAAUUGUACAUAUUUAUGGGGUACCAUGUGACAUUUCAGUGUAAGUACAUGUUAUAUAAUGAUCAAAUCAGGGUAAUUAGCAAAUCAUUUAUCUCAAACAUUUAUUUGUGAUGAGAACAUUCAGAAUCCGUUCUUAUAGCUAUUUUGAAAUGUACAAUGUAUUUUUGUUAACUAUAGUCACUAUAUUGUGCAAUGGAACACCACAAUUUACUUAUUUUAUCUAGCUGUAACUUUGUGUACCUAUUGAUCAACCUCUCCCCAUUUCUCUCUACCCCCUACUCUCCCCCACCCCCAGCCUAUGAUAGUAACCACUUUUGAUUUCACACAGGAGUAAGUUAUUUUGCGGGUUUUUUUUUUUUUUUUUUUUUUUUUUUUGGUGUCUGGCUUAUUUCACUUAACAGAAUGUCCUCCAGGUUUAUCUAUGUUAUUGCAUAUCAUAGAAUUUCCUCUUUUUUUUUGAAUUUGACUAGUAUUCCAUUGGGUAUAUAUAUUAUAUUUUCUUUAUUCAUUUUUUCCAUUGAUCGACACUUACAUUGAUUCUAUAUCUCAGCUAUGGUGAAUAGUGCUGCAAUAAACAUGGGAGUGCAGAUAUCUAUUUGACAUAAUGAUUUCCUUUGAAUAUAUACCCAGUAGUGAGAUUGCUAGAUCAUGUGGUACUUCAAUUUUUUUUUUAAUUUUUUAAUUUUUAAUUUUUGAGAGUACAUAGUAGGUGUAUACAUUUAUUAUUUUCAAUAUUUUAGAAACCUCCAUAAUAUUUAACAUAAUGACUGUACGAAUUUAUAUUCCUACCAACAGUGCAUAAGGGUUCCCUUUUCUUCACAUCCUUGGCAACACUUAUCUUUUGUUUUUUAGAUAACUUUGCAUUUUAUCUGGAGGGCGGUGAUAUCUCACUGUGGUUUUGAGUUGCAUUUUCCUGAUGAUCAGUGAUGUUGAGUAUUUUUAUGUAACUUUUGGGCAUUUGUAUGUCUUCUUUUGAAAAAUAUCCAUUCACAUAUUUUGCCCAUUUUUAAUCCAUUUUGUUUGUUAUUGAGUUGUUUCAGUUUCUUGUAUAUUCUGGUUAUUAACCUCUUGUCAGAAGUAUAGUUUGCAAAAAUUUUCUCCCAUUCGACAGGUUGUCUCUUCACACUGUUGGUGGUUUUCUUAGCUGUGUAGAAGUUUCUUAGUUUGAUAUGUUUGAUAUAAUCUUAUUUGUCCUUUUUUUUUUUUGCAUUUGUUGCCUGUGCUUUUUAGGUUUUAUCCAAAAAAAUCUUUGCCCAGACCAAUAUUAUAUAGCAUUUACUCUAUGUUUUAUUCUGGUUUUUUCAUAGUUUCGAGGUCUUACAUUUAACUCUGUAAUGCAUUUGGAGUUAAUUCCUUACAUAUGAGAGAUAGGGGACAAAUUUUAUUCUUCUGAAUGUAGACAUUCAAUUUUCCAACCAUCAUUUAUUGAAAAGACUGUCCUUACCCCAGUAUGAGUUUUUGGCCCGUUUGGCAAAAAUAAGUUGGCUUAAGAGCUAUGGGUUUAUUUCUGGGCUCUCUAUACUGUCCCAUUGGUCUAUGUAUUCAUUUUUAUGUCAACACCAUGCUUUUUUUGUUAUUAUAGCUUUGUAGUAUAUUUUGAAGUUAGGUAGUGAGAUGCCUUCAGCUGUGUUGUUGUGUUUAUUUGGUUUUGGUUUUGUUUGCUCAAGAGUGCUUUGAUUUACAGAGUCUUUUGUGGUUCAAUAAAAAUUUUAGGAUCCCUAUUUUUUCUAUUUCUGUAAAGAAUUCAUUGGUAUUUUGAUAGGUAUUGCAUUGACUCACUCUGCAGAAUAAUUUUGGGAGUAUGGACUUUUUAACAAUACUAAUUCUUCCACUGCAUAUACACAGGAUAUUUUUUCCAUUUAUUUAUGUCCACUUCAAUUUUUAUAAUCAGUGUUUUAUAGUUUUUGUUUUGGAGAUUUUUUACCUCCUUAGUUAAAUUUAUUCCAAGGUAUCUUAUUUUUUGUAGUUAUUGUGAAUGGAGUUGUUUGCUUUUAUUUCUUUUUCAGAUAGUUCAUCAUUAGCAUGUAAAAAUGCUACCAAUUUUUUAUGUUGAUUUUGUAUCCUGAAACUUUACUGAAUUUGUUUAUUAGUUAUAAUAGUUUUUUGUGGAGUCUUUGGCUUUUCUAUAUAAGAUCACAUCUCCUGCAGAUCAGGACAGUUCGACUUCCUCCUUUCCUAUGUGGAUGCAUUUUCUUUCCUUCUUUAGUCUAACUGUUCUGGCUAAAACUUCCUGUAAUAUGUUGAAUAGAAGUGUCUAGGAACUUAUCUCUUUCUUCUAGGUUUCCCAAUUUGUAGGUGUAUAGUUGUUCAUAGUAGUAGUCUUUUAUGAUCCUUUCCAUUUCUGUGUUAUAUGUUGUAAUGUCUUCUUUUUCACCUUUGAUUUGAUUUCUUUGAGUCUUCUCUCUUUUUUGACUUCUUAGUCUGGCUUAAAGUUUGUUGGUUUGUUUAUCUUUUCUGAAAAACAACUUUGUUUCUACUCAAAGGACUGUCAUAGUCAUGUUUUGUAGGUUAGCUCUAGUAGUGAUAAAUUUCCUCAACUUUUGCUUGUCUGGAAAAGAUUUUAUUUCUCCUUUCUCAUUAAUGAAGGACUGGUCUGCUAGGUAUAGAAUUCUUGGCUGCCAGGUUUUUUUUGUCUUCUUUUUUUUUUUCUUUCAGCACUUGGAAUAUGUCAUCCCAUUCUCUCCUGGACUACACAGUGUCUGCUGUGAAGUUCACUGAUAUCAUAAUGGAAUUCCUUUAUAUGUGACUCUGCUUUUUUCUUGCUGUCUUUAAAAUCCUCUCAUUGUCUUUGACUUUUGAGGGUUUAAUUAAUGUCUCUAAGUGAAGUCCUCUUUGGUUUUAAUCUGCUUGGGGACCUUUGAGCUUCAUCUAUCUGGAUUUCCAUAUCUCUUCAAACACUUGGGAAGUUUUCACCAAUUAUUUUAUUAAGUAAGUUUUCUGUCUGCAUCUUUCUCUCUUUUCCUUCUGGAAUUCCCAUAAUACAAAUGUUUGUUCAUUUAAUGCUGUCCCAUAAGUCUUGUAUACUGUCUUCACUGUUUUUCAUUCUUAUGUUUUUCUUUCUUCUGACUUGGUAAUUUCAAAUGACCAGUCUUCAAGUUCAGAGAUUCUUUCUUUUGCUUUAUUUAGUCUCAACUGUAUUUUUUGAAGCUCUCUAUUGUACUUUUUUAUUUUAUUCAUUGAAUUCUUCAACUCCAAUAUUUCUGUGUGGUUGUUUUUAAUGAUGUCUAUCUCUUUGGUAAGGUUAUCAUUUAGAUCAUGAAUAGUUUUCCUGGUUUAACCAAAUUGUCUAUCUGUAUUAUCUUGUAUCUCACUGAGUUUCCUUAAGGUCAUUAUUUUGAAUUUCUUUUCUGGCAAUUUGUAGAUUUUCAAUUCUUUGGGACCUGUUACUGGACUACUAUUGUGCUCCUUUGGUGGUGUCAGAUUUUCUUGAUUUUUCAUUGCUUUUUUGUGUCUCUGUGUUGAUGUCUGUGCAUCUGGUGUAACAAUCACCACUUCUAAACUUUAGAAAGUGGCUUUCAUAGAGAAAUACUUUCACCUGAAAAUGGGUCUUAAUGUCCUGGUUAGGAAGGGUGUGCUGACUCUGGUUCUAAGUUGCAAUCAACAUCAGCAAUAACUGGGUACCUCAGUGGCCUAUGCUGUAGGAGUUUGUAGGAGUGAUGGUGGCAGCACAAGUUAUUAGGGUCCUCAGUGGCAAGAGUUUAUAUCGUCCUCUUAUUUUUUUAUUUCCCACAAUGGGGAGACUAAGCCAAGGAAAUUUCCCUUGGUGCUGUGUCUGACUUGGUUCCUAAGCAGCUGCAGCAUGCUGGGUUCCAGGGCACAGAUGUUUACAGUGGCUAUGAAGCAGGGGUUCCAGGUCAGUGUCUUGUGAACUUUUUGUGGCACCUGGGCUUUUACAUACAAGUUCAUUCUCUGUGGUCGGGUAGAAUGUGGAUUCCUCACAGAACCAUGGUCUGUGACUGUGAGGCAUCUUCUAGCGCUUGUGCCCAGGGAACAAGGUUGUAGCUAUAACUCUGACCCUACGGGCAGGGCACAGCACAGGCCCGUCCCUGGGGAAGAGAAGGUUUUCUAGAUGUUUGGGUCCAGGGAGCACGGUACAGCUGCACUGCAUGAAACAGAACCAACAAGGUUCAUUAGAAACUCAGGUCUCAGGGGAUGAGGCACUGUGUAGCAGUGACUCUGGACCCUGGGAUAGUUAGACUUGGCAGUAUCCCAAACUCUGUGAAGCCAGAUGCAGCAGGAGUACGAACUCCAACAUGGUAGAGUAUGGCUGUUGCUGGGGUUCCGGGGGGGCAGGGAGCAUCACAGUAAUGACUCCACUCUUUGGCAAAGAAAAUGUCCAGCAGCUCAAAUUUUAGGGGACUAUUCCAACUUCAGGGAAGCAGAGUGUUAGAGUUUUAUGGACUGUAAGGCAGGGUGUCUCAGCUCAGCCACUACAUUUUUUCCCCUGGGACAUAGAAUGCUCUAUCAGUGCAAUCGUGGUGUACAUAGCUGCUCCGCUUAGCCAACGCACUGAUUCCCUGGAAGGCAAUGUGUCAUUUCAGCUCAGGCUGAGGGGAUUGACAGCUCUGGGUGGCUAAGGCACUGUUUCCCCUGGAUACAGAGCAUCACCUCAGUGCUGACACGGGAACAGGGUGCAGCAGCAACUAGGAGGGAUAUAUCAAUCAGCUCCACCAAGGCACCAUUUCCCUAGGAGGGAAUGCACAGCUUUAGCUCAGGUUCCAUGGUUCAGAGUGCAGCAGUGGCUUGGAGAGGGGUAGAUAGGGUGGCUUCACCAAGGCACCAUUUCCCCAGGAGGAAUGUGUAACUUCAGCUUGGUCUCUGAGGAGGCAGGGCACAGCCAUGACUGGCAUGAGUAGGUGGCAUGGCUUCAGGGGUGCUUGGCCGCAUUUGGUAGGGUAUAACAGCAGUUCACAGCCCAGCUCAGAGAUACUGGACUACCAGACAAGCAUGAUUUAGUGGCUGCUAAGCCUCAGGGAUGGGAGAUUUCCAUGGCUACUCAAUCUGUAGCAAGACACAUGCCAGCCAUAGUUCCAGUUCCAAAAUGGUAUGGUGUAAAAGCUCUGCAGGCCACUGAGCGAGGGGCACAGUAUUGGCUGUUUGUUUCUAUGGGGGAAGCACAAAUGUAUGGACUCCAGACAGCUCCCUUAGCUGGACUUCAUUCUCAUGAGGAUUGCUGAAGACCCCAGUGGUGAGAACUUUAGGUUCCAAAAUGUUGAUUGGGGCUGCUGGGAUCCUAUUGCUUACUUUUUCCCCACAGAGAGAAGUUCCUCCUGGUUUCAAGCUUAUUCUGGUUUAGGGAUGAAUUAGUGAAGGCCAGGUAUUUUCUUUUGUUCUCUAUGUUUCUAGAGUUUUUGUGCUCUACAUGGUUUCUGGUACUCCUUUGACAUAUUCCAGUACUCUCCUUUAGUUAUUUUUAUCCAAAUAUAGUUGUUAAUUGUUUCUGCUGACUUUGUGGUAGUUACAAGAACUAAGGGCUUCUAGACAGCCAUCUUACUGACAUUAUUCCUAAGAUUUUUUUAUUAUUAUGAAAGGAUCUGGGAUUUGAGCAAAUAUGUUCAUUCAUCUAUUAAGAUGAUUAUAUAAUUUUAUUAAACUGGUAAAUUUUUCAUCACAAAUUAACCUUGCUUUCCUGGGGUUAUACUUAUAUAAUCAUGACAUAUUGUGGUUUUUAUAUAUCAUUCGAAUAGAAUUUCCAAUGUUUCAUUUAACAUUAUCACAUCCCUGUUUAUAAGAAAUAUAAUUAUUAGCCUUUCCUUUUACAUUGAUAUUUAAAGUUAUAAAUUUAUUUAAGGCAAGCUUUUAUUUAGGGCUAUAAAUUUCCCUCUAACAACCUUAGUUCAUCAUUUUAUAGUAGUAUGUCUAUACUCUCAGUUUAAAAUAGUUUCAAAAUUUUCAUGUAAUGUUUUUAAGCGUUUAAUCAAGGUCUGCUAGUAAUAAAUUCUUUAAACUUUUUAUGUUAAAAAAACAUUAUUUUAUGCUCUUAUAUGAAAUAUAUUUAUUUAUUUUCACUGGGAAGAUAAUUUUGGAUUGGUGAUUAUUUUCUUUCAAAAUUUAAAAGAUGUUAUUUCAUUGUAUUCUGGGUUCCAUUAUUCCUGUUGAGAAGUUAGCUGUAAUAUAUCUUUUUUUUAUUUUAAAGUAAAGUAAUGUAUCUAUCUUUUUUUUUCUUCCAAUGAAUAUCCCUUGUUGUGGGUUGAAUUGUGUUCCCCUGAAAUUAUGCUGAAUUGGAAUGGGCCCCUAUUCCCAUAUGACUGGUGUCCUUAUAAAAAGUGGGGAUUGGCCACAAAUAUGCACACAGGAAGAAUGUCAUGUAAAGGUAAAUCCACAUAUCAGGGUGAUGCACCCAAAGCCAAAGAGUAUAGAAGAUUCCCAAAACAAACAACAAAAGAACCCUGCUAGACUAGAAUCUUGGAUAGAAGAACCUUGGGAUGUGUUUCUCUCUUAUAGCUCACAGAAGGAGCCAUGUGGACACAUUGAUCAUGGAAUUCUAGCUUCCAGAACUGUGUGAAAAUAUAUUUUUAUUUAUUUUUGAAUCUACCCAAUUUGUGGUACUUUUUAAUGGCAGUCCUAGCAAACUAAUAGAAAUAUUAUUUGAAUAUUUUUAUCUUUCACUUUCAGUAGUCUUAAUAUGAUGUAUAUAGGCGUAAAUUUUUAUGUAUUUGUUGUAUCUUUUGUUUGCAAAGCUUUUUGAAAUAUUUCAUGAGUUCUGGAUAUGAUGGCUUUCAUAGUUUUGAAGCUAUUCUGCAAAUGCAGUUUUUAUUCUUAGUGGCUUUCUGUUAGUGUAUUAGCUGCCCAACUGCAUAAGCUUUAGAAUUUGAAAGAACUCUUCAAAGAAAAACUGGCUGAAUUUUGAAACUCAUCCGUUAUUCAGUUUUAUCUCAUCAGCCUUAGAACACCACCAUCUCUCCUAAUUUCUCUGUUCUCUACCAGGAGGCUCCUACCUGGGAAAAGCCUAGAUUUUUAGUCACAUAUUCUGCAGGCAGAACUGACAAAUUAAAUGGAGAAAAGUAUCCUAGGGGAGGGUUAGCCUACCUCUCUAUGGUUCUGUUCCUUUGAAAACCUUUUUUAUCCAGUCUUCAUGAUUUCAGCAUCACAAUGAUGUCUUUAGCCAGAUGAAUUAUGUAAGCAUAUUUUUCCAACUUUAUUGGUAGACAUAUUGGUCUGCCGUCCAUCUUCUUUAAAUUUUUUUUCUGAUUAUAACCAUAAUAUAUAUAUUUCAUAAAAUAUUGAGUAAAAGAAAUGCCAUCAAUGAUCCCUUUUUCUAUCAACCUUAGAUAAUGAUAAUCAUUGUAAUAUUUUAGUGUGCUCCUUCCAGAUCUAUUUUUUGGAGGUGGCUUAUCCAGCAUACACCACACACACACACACACACAAAUACUAUAGUUCAAGCAACAUUAAGGUAUUGUGCUUGGCCAGGUCACGAGGUCAGGAGAUCGAGACCAUCCUGGCUAAUACAGCGAAACCCCGUCUCUACUAAAAAUACAAAAAAAAAUUAGCCGGGCGUGGUGGUGGGCACCUGUAGUCCCAGCUACUCGGGAGGCUGAGGCAGGAGAAUGGCAUGAACCCAGGAGGCAGAGCUUGCUGUGAGCCGAGAUUGCGCCACUGCACUCCAGCCUGGGCAACAGAGCAAGACUCCAUCUCAAAAAAAAAAAAAACUAUGCUUGUCCUAUGAACCUUAAAAUCUAGAACUAAAUAUACUUUAAUGGAUAUGGGGACAGAUUAUAAAUACCAAAAAGUCCCUGUGCAAUAAAGUUACUUAACUCUGUUGAGUAAAUAAACUCAUGGAAAACAAAAUGUUCACAAUUAGGAGAUGACUAGGUAGAGGAAGCAUAGAAAAGUGGAUACUGGAGAAACCAACUUCUGUAUACCUAAUUCUCUGAUUUUUUGCCAAAUAUGCAAACUUUUAAAAAAAUAAUUUCCUCCAUGGAAUUGCCUAUAGAGAGAGAUUAUGCUUUUAAAUUAGUUCUCUUUGUAAUUCAUUAUCUUGGUAUUCUGUUUUUGUGUAUGUAUUUUCAAAAAUUUGGUUUAUGUGAAUCUACAUUAGAAAGUGAUCUACUUUUCUGUGGUGAUAUCACUUUCUUUUGCCUUAGCAGUACUAAGGUAAUAUUUUGGGAAUUUUUCAAAGUUGUGAUUAGCUUUUCUCAAACAAUCCAAUCUCUCCAUAAAUGCCUUUCUAUCCAAACAGCUAUAUUCAAUUAGUAGAUAGAUUUCUAAUUUACAUAAUCAAUAUUAUUUUGUAUAUAUAUUUUUAAUCUGCUAUUUUCAGUUGCUCAUGAAAGAUCAUUUUUUUCAACUCAUUAAAUGUAUCUAGAAUGAAUGUAUUAUGAGAGUGGAGAUUUUCUGUCUUGUUUAUUGCCAUAUUCCAUUACUAGAGCAGAAAGAAGCUCAUGCAUGGUAGAUACCCAAUAAAUAUUGGAGAACUAACUUAAUAAAUGAACUCAUAUUUUUCUAACCAAUUGGGAGUGGUGAGUAGCAUAUUCCAUGUAGGAGCAAUAACUCAUUUUACCAAUUCUCUAUUAUUGGCCAUUAGUAACACCCAAUUUUUUACUUUUAUCAACAAAGCAAUGAUAAAUGAAUUUGAGGAUAUAUCAUUGGACACAUUUAUUUAGUUCAAAUUUCUAGAUUAGUUGUCUAUAUGUGUUAGAUUUUUGGAAUUGUCAAAUUUCUAAAGCAAACUUUAAAUGUCUAUUUAUAUACCAAAAUAUUGAGUCUAAAUAGGCAAUGAAAAUCAAAAUUUUUAUCAAAUAAACAUAUACACAAAGAAGAAAAGAAAAUAAUGCUGUGGUACUUUCACACCCAUAUAAUGAAACCUGACCCAACUAAAAUAUUAUGCAGCCUGAGUUCAGGGCUGGUAAGGUGACUGAGCUCUAGGCUACCCUUUUAUAGAGGCUGCCUUUUCAUAAGAUGUUAACCACCAAUCAGAGAUGACAUUGAUGGAAUGGCUUAAGAAGUUGAACAUGACAGUUUUGUCAGGUAAACUUCCCAGUGACAAACAGAAAGCUGGACAUAGCCUCAGCUCUGGAGGAUACCUCACAGAUAUAAUAUUUUGCCAAGACAGCUUUCUAAACAGUCUAAUCUUCUCAACCUGGUUUUCCCUGUCUUUGUCUAUCUGAAUAUUCAUUGACAGUGUGCUAAUGCAGAAAGUAAAGACAGCUUUUCACUCUACACCUACAUUGAAGAUCAUUUGGUAGUGCUAUCCUUUGUCGAUUUGUUAGACCAUCUCAGCUUUCUUUGAGAAAAGUGUCUGUUUAUAAGGAUGUACUGCCUUAAGGAAGCCAGUCCUUAGCUUUGGCUGGCUUCCUGUGUAAGCAUUACCAUGAUGGGCAUUAGUAUUCUCCACUUCUUAUUUACUGUCUCAAGGUUCUUAGAAAUGUAUGCAGUUUAGUGAACUAUAGCAUGAAAUUUUAGAGUAGGUUCAUGAUAGAUAGAUAGAUAGAUACACAGAUAGAUACAUAGAUUGAUAGCUAGAUCAUAGAUUUAUGGUAUAUAUGAGUUUAACUCCCAGGUCUUUCCAAAUGCUAUGGUGAUUCGUAUUAUCCUAGUUAUCUCUUUUGUUCAAAAUGUAAUGCUCUCCACUUAGUUGUUACAUGGAACAGCUUUUCCCAUAAACUUAGUGGUGUCAAAUUUCCCUCGUUAUAUAAAGAUGACAUUUUAAAAUUCUCUGACUGAUUCUUUGUGAUACACCUGAAUAAAUUUGAGCUUAAAAGUCACACCAUAUGCUAGCAGGGCUGGACACCUAGGUGUCCAUUUACAUUUAUGGCAUUCUUCCAAUUGCAACCAGCUACCAAUUAGUGGCAUUUUGAACAAACUGGAAGCAUUCAUAAGUCUAGAUUCUAGACUUACUCUGGCCUAUGAUGGCAAUUCCAGAUUUGAAGCUUUUUCCCUUGUUCUGCCUUCCCCAGUGUCUUCAUUCAUUGACUCAAGAAAUGAAUAGUAAGAUGCUAUUGUCUAGUAGAAACAAUACAAGACUUUAUUUUGUAGCUUUUGUUCAUUUUUCACUCAUUUGAUAAAUAUUAAAUAUCUACAAUUUUUCAGCCACUGCGUUCUGCUGAUAAAGAACAGACACCUCUUAUAGGUGUCUAUAUAAGGAACUAUAUUCCUUCCUCUUAUAGUUCUUGAAUGGGGACAACAAAUGUGUAACUUCGGUGUGUGAGAACUGCUAUGAAAGAAGUUCAAGUAAUGGUAUGAAAAAUUAGAUUAUGACUUCUUUAUAUAGGAUGGUCAGGAAAGGCCUCUCAGAGGAGGUAGCAUUUGAGCUAAGACCCAUAUGAUAAAAUGAGACAGCCAUGUGAAUACCUGGAAGAUGAGUAUUUCAAAUAGGAGGCACAAAGGCCUCCAGGUGAAAAGUAUUCAGCCUGGCCUGUGUAAGGGGUAGAAAUAAGGCCAGUGUGACUGGAGAACACAGAAUAAAGAUGAAAUACAGGGAAAUCAGGUGGGUGGUCUUAUGUAGGGCAGGUGAGAUGCAAUGGAGGGUGUGGAGUAGGGCAGGAGAAGUGAAAUUAGAGAAGACUGUUUUGAAGGUAGAACUAACCAUAUUUGCCAAUAAAUUGGAUAUGUCAAAAAGGUGGGCAAAAGAGGCCUUAGGAGUAAGACUCAUGUUUUUAGACUCAGCAAUAGAGAGAAUUGUACCAUUUAACUAAAAUCAGGUGGAAUGGUUUUGAAUGAGAAAAGAAGAAAAGCCGGAAUUAAAUGAUUAAGAAUAAUAUAUUUAGGGUUUGAAGCAUAUAAAGUUUAGAAUAUCUAAUAAACAUCUAAAUAUGAUAUGUAUAUAAGCAUAACUCAGAGAUAUUGCAAGUUGGAUUCUAGACUACUGCAAUAAAGAGAAUAUCACAAUAAAGUGAGUUACACAAUUCUGUUAUUCCCCAGUGCAUAUAAAAGUUAUGUUUAAACUAUACUGUAGUCUAUGAAGCAUGCAAUAACAUUAUGUCUCAAAAAUGCACAUACCUUAAUUUGAAGAUAUUUAGUUGUUAAAAAAUGCUAACAAUCAUCUGAGCUUUCAGUGAGUCACCGUCUUUCUUUUUGCUGGUGGAGUGCCUUGCCUUGAUGUUGAUGGCUGCUGACUGAUCAGGGUUGUGGUUGUUGAAGAUUUGGGUGGCUGUGGCAAUUUCUUAAAAUAAGACAACAAUAAAGUCGCCACAAUGAAAGAUUUCUCUGUAACCUGAAAUACUGUUGGAUAGCAUUUGACCCAUGGUAGAACUUUUUUUCAAAAAUGGAGUCAAUCCUCUCAAACCCUGAUACAGCUUUAUCAGCUAAGUUUAUUUGAUAUUUAAAUCCGUUUUUGCAUUUCAACAAUGUUCACAGCAUCUUUACCAGGAGUAGAAUCCAUCUCAAGAAACCAUUUCUUUUGCUCAUCCAUAAGAAGCAACUCCACAUAUGUUCAAAUUUGAUCAUGAGUUUGCCGCAAUUGUCACAUCUUUAGACUCCACUUCUAAUUUUAAUUCUGCUAUUUCCACCACCUCUAUGGUUGUUUUCGUCACUGUAAUUGUAUUAGGGUACCCUAGAGGGACAGAACUAAUAGGAUAGAUGUAUAUAUAAAGGGGAGUUUAUUCAGGAGUAUUGACUCAUAUUAUCACAAGAUGAAGUCCCACAAUAGGCUGUCUGCAAGCUGAGGAGCAAGGAAGCCAGUCAAAGUCCCCAAACCUCAAAAGUAGGGAAGCCAGCAGUGCAGCCUUCAGUCUGUGGCCAAAGGUCCAAGAGUCCCAGAGUUGAAGAACUUGGAGUCUGAUGUUCGAGGGCAGGAAGCAUCCAGCACGGGAGAAAGGAGGAGGCUGGAAGACUAAGCCAGUCUUGUCUUUCCAUGUUCCUCUGCCUGCUUUUAUCCUAGCUGCGCUGGCAGCUGAUUAGAUGGUGCCCACCCAGAUUGAGGGGGGUCUGCCUUUUCCAGUCCACUAACUCGAAUAUUAAUCUCCAUUGGCAGCACCUUCAUAGACACACUCAGGAACAGUACUUUGCAUCCUUCAAUCCAAUCAAAGUUGACACUCAAUAUUAACCAUCACAGUAGUCUUGAACUCCUCAAAGUUAUCCGUAAAGGCUGGAAUCAACUUCUUCCAAACUAUUGAUGUUGAUGUUUUGACCUCCUCCCAUAAAUCAUGAAUGUUCUUAAUGACAUCAAGAAUGGUGAAUCCUUUUAGAAUGGUUUCAAUUUACCUUGCUCAUAUCCAUUAUAAGAAUCACUAUCUUUGGCAGCUACAGUCUUACAAAAUGUAUUUCUUAAAUUAGAAGAUUUGAAAGUCAAAAUUGCUCCUUGAUUCAUGGGCUCUGGAAUGGAUAUUGUGUUAAAAGACAUGAAACCAACAUUAAUCUCCUUGUACAUCUCCACCAGAGCUUUUGGAUAACUAGGUGCAUUGUCAAUGGGCAAUAACAUUUUGAAAUACAUUUUUUUUUAGGAACAGUAGUUCCUAAAAUAUGCUUAAAAUAUUCAGCAAACCAUGCUGUAAAAACAUGUGCUGUCAUUUAGGCUUUGUUAAACUAUAUUUAGAGCAUAGGCAAAGUAGAUUUAGCAUAAUUCUCAAGGGCCCUAGAACUUUUGGAAUGGUCAAUGAGCAUUGGCUUCUAGUUACAUUCAUUGGCUGCAUUAUCCCCUAAGAUGGUCAGCCUGUCCUUUGAAACUUUGAAGCCAAGCAUUGACUUCUUUCCAGCUAUGAAAGUCCAAGAUGAAAUCUUCUUCCAAUAAAAAACCUUUUCAUCCACAUUGAACAUAUGUUGUUUGUUUAGUGUAGCCACCUUCAUCAAUUAUCUUAGCUAUAUCCUUUGGAUAACUUGCUGCAGUUUCUACAUUAGCACUUGCCGCUUCACCUUGCACUGUUAUGAUAUAGGAACAACUUAUUUCCUUAAGCUUCAUGGACCAACCGCUGCUGGAUUGCAACUUUUCUUCUGCAGCUUCUUUACCUCUCUCAGUCUUCAUAGAACUGAAGAGAGUCAGGGCCUUGCUCUGGAUUAGGCUUUGGCUUCAUCCUCUAUCCAGACCAUGAAAACUUUCUCCAUAUCAGCAAUUAAAUUGUUUUACUUUUUUUUUUAAUCAUUCAUGUGCUCACUAGAGUAGCACUUUUAAUUUCCUUUAAUAACGAUUCUUUUUUUUGCAUUCACAGCUUGACUAUUUGGUACUAGAGACCUAGCUUUUGGCCUAUUGCAGUUUUCAUAUGUCUUUCUUACUAAGCCUAAUCAUUUCUAGAUUUCGAUUGAAAGGGAGAGACAUGUGACUCUUCCUUUCAUUUAAACACUUAAAGGCCAUUGUGGGAUUAUUAAUAGGCCUAAUUUAAAUAUCGUUAUGCCUCAGGGAAUAGGGAAGCCCCAGCAGAGGGGGAGAGAUGGGGGAAAAACUGGUCAGUUGAGCAGUCAGAACACGUACAAUGUGUAUCUGAGUUUGCCAUCUUCUAUAGACAGAGUAUGUGACACCCCAAAACAAUUACAAUAGUUACAUCAAAGAUCACUAAUCACAGCUCACCAUAUCAGAUAUGAUAAUGAAAAUGUUUUAAAUAUUGUGGGAAUUACUAAAUGUGACACAGAGACACCGAGUGCGCACAUGCUGUUGGAAAAUGAUACCAAUAGAUUUGCUCGAUAUAAAGUUGCCACAAAACUUUAAUUUGUAAAAAAAAAAAAAAGAAAAAUGCAAUAUCUGUGCAAUUCAAUAAAGCAAAGCACGAGAAAAUGAAAUAUGCCUAUAGUAGUAUAUGUGUGUGUGUUUGAAGUGGCAAAUUAUACUUAAAGGCAAUAUUUUUAGUGUCCCAAAAUUGAUUUAAGCAAAAGUAUUAAUUUCUUUGCAGUAUUUUUUGAAUAAAUGUUUAGCAUCUUAAUGCAAAUAUUUUUGAGGUAACAUAUUGCUUUAAUACAAUUUCAAGCAUAGGAAAAGUUGUGAGAUUACUAUAGAGAGCAUCCAUAUACCCUUUUCCCAGAUUCACAAAUGUUUACAUAUUGCCUCAUUUACUUUAUCAUUCAUUUCCUUUCCAUCUACACACACAUACACACACACACACACACACUUACUUAUACAUUUUUACUAAACUGUUGUAAAUUUCAGACAUCAUACCUUUUUCCCCUUAACACCCCAGUGUAUUCCUCAGACCAAUAAGAUUAUCUUAUAUAAACACAGAACACUGAUUAAAAUCAGGAAAUUAAAAUUGAUAUAAUGCUAUCUUAUAAUUCACAGUCAUACUAAGUUUUUUUCAAUUGUCUUCAAAUUAUUUAAUAGUUAUUUUUCCUCCAGGUUCAGGAUUCAGUCCAGGAUCACACACUGCAAUUGAUUGUCAUGUCACCUUUGUCUCAUUUGUUUGGACUUGUUUCUCAACCUUUCUUCGUGGUUCUUAAUCUUGACAUUUUUUACAGAAUACAGGGAAUAGUUUGUAGAAUGAAACUCAGCUUGAGUUUAAUUUUUCCUCAUGAUUAGUUGCAGGUUAUGUAACGUCAGCAAGAAUAGCACAGAAACAAUGUGUCCUUCUCAGUGUAUCAUAUCAGGGAUGACAUUCAUUUGUUCUUUUAUUGGUGAUUUAAAUUUUCGCCACCUGGUUAAGGGGGUGUCUAAUAGAUUUCCCCAUCAUAAAGUUACUCUAUAUUCCCUUAGUAAUUAACUAAUUUGUAAGAAAAUAUUUUGACACACUCUAAAUAGCCUGUUUCCCAUUAAACGUUUACCCACUAAGUGUAAUAUCCAUUGAUGUUUCUUGUCUGGUAUUUCUUACAUUACUAUUAUGGUUACAAAAUUAUUUUUCUACCUUGUAACAUUUAUGAGUUAGCAUUCUCCUAAAAGAGCUUUUUACUUUUUAAUUAAUUUCAAUUUCAUUUUUUAAUUUGGAUGGCCUAUAGGCAUGCUCUCAUAAUAUUUUUAAUUCACUAGUAUAUAAGAUAAAAAACAGGACUUAUUCCUAAGAUUAAAAAACCUUUUAUUUUGUAUUUUUAAGAUCAAACUCGGUGCUAUAUGUCUUUGAAGUUUUGUGAGACUUUUGACAUUGAGAGACAUCAAUCUGUUGAUUGAUCAAAGAAUAAAACUCAGUUCAAAUAAGAGUUUGUCCACAUAGUCUAAAGAUAGUUUUACCUUGCCUACCAUCAGGAGACAAGAGUUGCUACUGAUACAGUUGAAAAUAGUAGAAAGUUGAUAUUUCCAAGGUAAUAGCAUAAAAUGUAAUCUCUAAUAUUUAUAUUUGCUACAGGGAAAUAUGUAAACAAAAUAACAAGGCUGGUAAAGAAAUGUGCAUAGCUCAGUUCUGAAGAUGCCAUCAAAUGGUCUUAUCUCCUGAAAGAUGCCUGAAGGUUAUCCCCCCAAAUUAAUUUUUGUUACCCUAAUAAAGACAUUAAUUUUUGUUUGAUAUACUACAUAAAGCUGAAAGUAAGAAGAAAAAAAUAACUCAGUAGAAUACCACUAUAAUGUUGGAUAUUAAGUGCAACUUAGCACCAAUUAGUUUAGCAAAUAUUUAUGUGGAGUAUUUUAUAUGCAACGGCAUCCAACCAAGCAAAAACAAUAAACUCAUUAUUUCAUCCCCUGAGCAUUUCAACUCCCUUAACUGCUCCAAACACAUAGAGGGAAUAUAAAAAUAUUUUUUAAGCUUAAAAAUAUAUAGUCUUAAAAACUAAUAAAAGUACAUCCAUAUAUAAACACCAUAAAAUAAAUGGAAAUUAAUGAAUGGAUUUCAACUGAGUGGUUAAAAGCAGGUAGAGACUUCCAUGAGAUUAGUUGCUAGGAGAGGUAUCAGGGAAUAAAUGCACCCUAGAUUAUAGCUAGGCUUAGUGCCGUAGUUUCAGCCAGCACCCAUCUCUCCUGCAGAGGGGCCUUAGCUACUAGACAGCUACUAUUCAUGCUGCCAGGGCCUAUGCCUUGUGUCAGGCUGCACUCCUGGAAAAUUCAGAGAACACAGAUAGAAAUCCCUAAACUAGUAACUGAGUUAAGCCCCCUGCCAGAUUGUUAAUUAGCAGUAUCCUCAUAGAAAUAAAGAUCAGGAGCUCCUCAAAGCCAACAUAUGAUCUUGUUUUGUACUAGAGCACUGGAGACAACCUGAAAAAAAAACAAAAAAAAGAUGACAAAACAAAGACAAAGAGAAAAUUGCGCAAAGGAAGAAGGAGGACAACAAGUGAGGGGUAGAGAAGAGAGGGAAGAAACAAAAAUAUCAACUUAAAAUUAGCCUGCAGCCAAAAUUUCCAAAAUUGAAUACCACAGUUUUGGUAUUCAAUUUUUGUUCAUGUAGUUAAUGAACAAAAUUAACAGUUGAAAGAUUAAUUUGAGAUGAAAUAAAAGUAACAAAAGUAAAGCACUUAAAUGUGCAUAGGAUCUUAAAUAUAUAAUUGAUGAAAAAACUUUUUAAUUAAAUACAUUAUAAGUAUUGGUGGAAAAACACAAUUUCUAUCCUUAAGGGGUUUAUGAUAAAGAUACUAUAUUACAUUACAUAUACAUGAAUAUACAUCAUAUAUUAUUAUCUAUGAUAUUUGUAGGCAUGUUUAUUAAAAGUUGGAAUAAUUCCUUCUAAUAUAUACCAACAUUUCCAUCAGAAAAUCUUAUUUGCAUUCCAUUUUAUCUUAUAGCACCUACAUUCUUUCUUAGGUGACUUCCUUCUCUUAGCAUAAUGCAUCUGAGAUUCAUCCAAUAUGUUUUUGUACAUAUUGGUAAUAAUGCAAUUAGUGUAAAUUCCUUUAUAUUGCAGAUUUAAUUAUAUAGAUAUACUAGGUUUUUAUUCAUACAUCAAUUCAAGGACAUUUGAUUUCCAGUUUUUUUUGAUGACCAUAUAUAUCACUAUAAACAUUUAUGUAAAAGUUUUUGAACAAACAGAUUUUUAUUUCACCUGGCUAAAUACCGAGGCGUGAAAUUCUAGAUUAUAUGGUAAGUAUGUGUAUAAAAAAUAACCAAACUGUUUUCUAAAGUUGCUGUAACAUUUGCUUUCCCAUCAUAAACAUAAGAGAGUUCUAGUUUUCAGCACUUGGUAUUGUCAGUAUUUUGGUUGUUUGUUAACUGUAGCCAUUCUUAUAGGUUUGCAGUGGUAUCUCAUUGUGGUUUUAAAUCUUUACUGAAUGACUAAUUAUGUAGAACAAAUUCUCUUGUACUCAGCAUCCAUACAUCUUUAUUCAGGUAUCUUCUUUUGUGAAAUCAUUUGUUCACUUUUAUCUAGCUUUUUAUUAAGUUAAUGUGAUUUAAUAGGUGUUUUUUCUUGCAUAGUGAAUAUAAAUCCUUUGUCAGAGAUUUGUUUUGUAAAUAUUCUUAUCUGUGGUAUGUCUUUAUAGUCUCUUAGCAUUAUAUUUCACAGAGGAAAAGUUUUUAUUCUUGAUGAAGUCCAAUUUAUUAAUUUUUAAAAAUGUAAUAAGUCAUGCUUUUCGUAUAGUAACUAAGAAAUCUUGCCUAACCCAAAAAGAAUUUUAUUCCAUUUCCUUGUAGAAGUUUUAUAAUUUUGGGGUUUUAUUUAAGUCUAUGAUCUAGUUUUAGUUACUUUUUUAAUCUCAUGGAAGGUAUGUGUCAAAGUUCCUCUUUUUUUCUUUACAUAUGGGAGUCCAAUUGUCCCAGCACCAUUUGUUUUAAGAGAUCAUUCUUUAUCCAUUGUAAUUGCAUUUGAACCUUGUCAAAAUGCAGUUGACUGUGUAUGUGCAGGUAUGUUUCUCAAAUCUUUUUCUGUUCCAUUGAUCUAAUUGUCUGUCUUGAGGUCAAUACCACACUCUCUGACUUUUUGUAGCUCUUUAGGCUUGAAACCAGAUAGUAUUUUUAUUUUUUAAGAUUGCUUUUGUUAUUCUAGUUAUUUUGCUUCUCCAAGCAAGUUCUAUAAUCAGUUUAUCUAUUACUAUAUAAAAUCCUUCAAGAUUUUGAUUGUGAUUAUUGCAUCUCUAUAUUAGUUUAAAAAGUAUUGACAUCUUCACAAUAUUUACUCCUUCAAUUCAUGAACACUGUACACCUCUUUUAUUUAGAUCUGUUUUGAUUUCUUUUAUCAAUUUUUUUACUUUGUUGCAUAUAGAUUCUUCAUAUUUUUCAGAUUUAUAUGUAACAUAUUUUAUGUUUUUGUUGUUGUAUAUCUUUUUAUUGUAAUUUCUAAUUAUUAAAUGCUAGUGUAUAGAAUUACAAUUGGUUUUUGUAUACUGGCCUUUUAUCACUAAACCUUGCUAAACUCACUAGUUCUAAUGUACCUAACUAACCUCAUUUUGUAGAUUAUUCUUCUGUAGAUUCUUCUUUUAUGGAUUUCAAAUGAUUUUUAAAAGAUAAACCUAUGAACUUCAAAUAAAGACAAUUUUUAUUAAUGUUAAAUAGAAGUGCUGAGAGCAAACAUCCUUGCACUGUUCCUGAUCUUAGAGGCAAAGCAUUCUGCUUUCAUCAUUAUGUAGAAUGGAAGCUGUAGAUUUUCAUAGAUCCCUUUUAUCAGGUUGAGGAAGUUUUCUUCUAUUCUUCAUUUUCAAAGAGUUUUUAUUAUGAAUGAAUAUUGAAUUUUAUUAAAAGCUUGUUUUUCAUCUGUUGAAAGAGACCUAUAACGGUUUUUCUUUUUUAGUGAUGUGGUUAAUUAUGAUUGAUUUUUUCAAUGUUGAAAGAGCCUUGCAGUCUUGGGAUGAACCCCACUUGCUCAUAAUUUGUUAUCCUUUUUGUGUUAAUAUAUUAGUAGAUUCGAUUUGCUCUCAUUUUGUUUAAAAGUUUAUAUCUACAUGGGCCGGGUGCGGUGGCUUAUGCCUGUAAUCCCAGCAUUUUGGGAGGCUGAGGCGGGUGGAUAACGAGGUCAGGAGAUUGAGACCAUCCUGGCUAACACGGUGAAACCCUGUCUUUAUUAAAAAUACAAAAAAAUUAGCCGGGCGUGGUGGCGGGCGCCUGUAGUCCCAGCUACUCGGGAGGCUGAGGCAGGAGAAUGGCUUGAACGCAAGAGGUGGAGCUUGCAGUGAGCCGAGAUUGCGCCACUGCACUCCAGCCUGGGCAACACAGCAAGACUCCAUCUCAAAAAAAAAAAAAAAGUUUAUAUCUACUUUCAUGAGAAAUAUUGUUCACUAGGUUUUUCCUGUAACAUCCUUUUUUGUUUGUUUUAAUAUCAGGGCAGCACUGGCCUCAUGAGAUGAAUUGCGAAAUGUUACUUUCAUGGAGAUUUUGUAAAAUUGGCAUUAUAUCUUUCUUAAAAGUGUGGAAGAAUUAAUUGUUAUAUUCAUUGUGCUUGGCAUUUUUUUUCUUGGAAGGAUUUAACUAUGAAUUGAGUUCCUUUAACAUAUAUCAAAGUAAUCAUGCUAUCCAUUUCUUCUUGAGUAAACUUUGGUAGUUUAUAGUUUAUACCUUUCAAGGAAUUUGCCCAUUGCAUCUAAUUGUUUGUAAUAUUUUAUUAUGAUGAUUUUCAUGUCUAAGUUCUGUCUUUCAUUUUAAUAUUGAUAAUUUGUAUUGUCUCCCUGUUUUUGGUUGGUAGGUCUGGCUAGAGGUUUAUCUUUUUUUUUUUUAAUCUUUACGAAGAACAAGGAUUUGGUUUUCAAUUACUCUAUUGUUUUUUUCACUUUCAUUGAUUAAUGCACCUCUUAUCUAUUAUACCUCCCUUUCCUUCUAAGGGUUUAAUUUGCUUUUCUUUACCAGUUUCUUAAAGUGGAGGCUUAGUUCACUGAUUCAAGAGGUUUUUUUUCUAAUAUAAACAUUUAAUGUUACACACCUUCCUUUAUACAUUUUCCUCUAAGUAUUGCUUUAACUGCAUCUCCCAAAUUUUGUCAGUGCUUUCAUUUUCUUUUAAUUUAAAAUAUUUUCUAAUUUUUCAUGUGAUUUCCUGUGAUUUCCUCUUUGACUCAUAGGUUAUUUAGAAGUGUUUUGUUUACUUCCAAAUAUUUAGUCAUUUUCCAUAUAUCUUUCUGUUACUUUUUUUUUUCCUUAGAGACAGAGUCUUGCUAUGUUGCCCAGGCUGGAGUGCAGUGGCUAUUCACAGGUGCAAUUAUAGUGCACUAUUGCCCAGAACUCCUAGGCUCCAAAAUUCCUCCUGCCUCAGCCUCAUCAGUAGCCUGGGAGAUGCCACUGUCCCUGACUUACUUUUCUUUAGUUUAAUAUUUUUUUAUGGUCUUAUAAUUCACUUGGUGUGAUUUUUUUAUUUGUUUAAAUUUGUUAUGAUUUGAUUUAUGGCCAGAAAAUUGUCUAACUUGGUGGAUAUUUUAUGUGUACUUGAAAAUAGUUUGUAUUCUGCUGUUGUUAGAAUAUUCUAUACAUGUUAAUUACAUAAAGUUGGUGGAUAGUAUUGAUUCAGGCUUCUAUAUCCUUAUUGAUUUUCUGUCUGUUAUAUUAAUUGCCAAGAGAGGAUUGUUGAACUACCCAAGUAUAAUUACAGAUUUGUCUAUUUCUUUAUUCAGUUACAUUAUUUUUUGCUUUAUGUAUUAUCAAAAAGAGUUUUUAGGUUCACACACACUUAGAAUGUUUUUCUUUUCUUAGUGAAUUGAUUUUUUUUAUUAAUCACAUUGUAAUGUUCUUUUUUAGCCCUGGUAAUAUUCCUUGUCUAUAUCACACUGCCUGUGGUGCUGAUGUCUUAUAACAUUGGUCUUUUUUUUUUUUUGCUCCUGGAAUUAAAACUGAACCUUAGUUUUUAAUAAGUGAAAUAGUAAAAGAACUCAGCAGACUGACUAAGAUGACAACUCAGAUGAGGUAACCAAGGUUUAUACCAAAGUAGUCUGCAGCAUAGUCAGGGCUAAAAUUCGUACACUGGGUAAUCUCUGGUUCCACCCAAACUAAAAUACAUCUGCUGAUAAAUUUGCUCUGAAUAAGCACCGUACUAUCAAGUUUUAAAGGUAUACGUGGCUCACGCCUGUAAUCCCAGCACUUUGCAUGGCAGAGGCAGGCGGAUCAUGAGGUCCAGGAGAUCAAGACCAUCCUGGCCAAUGUGGUGAAACUCCAUCUCUACUAAAAAUACAAAAAUUAGCUGGACGUGGUGGAGCAUGCCUGUAAUCCCAGCUACUUAGGAGGCUGAGGUGAGAAAAUCACUUGAACCAGGGAGUCAGAGGUUGCAGUGAGCCAAGAUUGCACCACUGCACUCCAGCCUGGCGAUGGAGUGAGACUCCAUCUCAAAAAAAUAAAAUAAAAUAAAAUUUAAAAAAGUAUGCGGUAGAAAUUUAAAGUCAGAUAUCUUGUAUCUGAGGUUCUCAGAAUGGAGAAUUCACUUCUCUUUGGUAACAGAUUACAGGGAACGAGUAAUUGUGCUGCAGCAAAUUGGGCCAAAAAUAAGUUAUAAAGUCAUUUUCUUUCUAAGAUAAACAUUCUCUUUCUAAGAUGAAACUGUUAACAAGGAAUAGCAAUUAUCUUCCUGGUAUCACUGUCACUGUUAUAACAAUGUAACUCUCAGAUAAAGCUACUAAUAGCUCCAGUUUUUGGUGCAGUUGCUUCAUGAAUUAGCUAUGAUUUCUUAGUUUUCCAGGUACUUCAAUCAGAAGCGUUCUGUUAAGCACCUCACACAUUGUAAGGAGUACGUGCACACAUUAAUGCACAGUACUUUUACAUUGUAAUAGGAACUAAACCCUACCUUUCAUUACUUAUGUAAGAGGAAUCAUGAAUGACAAACACGUUUGGCAUAAAGUCAUUAGUAGUCUGCCCUUUUAUUUGUUCUUCCAAUAAUGUCUUUACUUCUAAACUCACUAAUGUGGAUAAUAAAAACACUAGGCUAUACAUUAAGAAAUUAUUUUGUUGAAAUAUCCUUUAUCCCUGACUCUUCUAUUUCUUCUCAUUCAUAUUGCUAUAGGAAUACUGAAAUUUUUAUGGCUGUCUUUUUUUAGACACAUUUUAAGAAUCUGCUCAGAGAUAAUUUGAUGAAAUCUAUUUUUGGUCUCAGCAGGAGAAUCCUAAUUUGCAUCUCCUCAUGGGUCAUCAUUGCCUAAAUUGAUCUACACUGACCUGGUUCAUUUUAAAUCAAUUCAGGGUUUUUCUUUGUGCACACAGAACAAACGACCUGUUCUUCACAUGCUACAAAAUCAAUCCCAAAGAAAUUUAAAUGAUCUGGAUGGAUUCUUCAAAUAAAAUUGUACUGUGUUUUUCUGAUCAAAAUUGAGAGGAGUAUUGAGGUAAAACUAAAACACUGAAACGGAUUAACCAACCAGGUAGACAAAAAUCGUAUCAGUUGUCUGUAUACAAAAUACAUUUUACCCACCCAAUAUAUAAUUAUUAUUUUAUUAUCUGUUUACUAUAAAAUCAAUUUAUAUAACAUUUUGUAUUUAUUUUAUGGACAUGGAAUAUUUUUGGGGCAAGAUGAACAAUUGUUACUCUACUACAGUUGUAAAGAUUGCAUCUUUUAAAGUCAAGAUUCUGUAGCCAGCUUUACUUUAGAAGUAAGAUGGGAAAAACAUUCUAAACUGAAUAAGGGUCUAUGGUGGUUUUCUUUGCUAGAAUAUGUUGAGCUAUUUAGCUAGUCAACAAAAAUAGUAGCUGAAACUUCUCUCAAUAUCUUAGCACUUGUUUUUAAACAGAUUUUCUGUUAAAUAAAUUGGUGAACUAUAAGAAAAUAGUUAUAUUUCUUCUUGUAUUUAAAAAAGAUAUCAUACUUAAAAUAUAUUAAAUUUAUUGAGCUUGUGAAAUACCAAAUGUAUAAUAAGUGAUGUUCAUAACUACCUAUGAUACUAAUAAAUAAUAAAUGCUACAAGAAAAGUAAAGGGCUAUAAGAGUUUUUAGAGAGAAAGAAAGCUUCUUGCUGGAAGAAAUUAGUAAAUGUUUAAUUGAUAGCAAGGCACCUAAGUUAAACUUUAAGGGGAAAAUAGGUUUUGAACAUGAAAACAUUAAAAAAUCAUUCUAUUAAUAGGAAUAGUAUAAACAAAAUCAUUAAAGCAAAAGAUUGUGGAAAUGUUAUAAAAACAAUGACUAGAAGAUUAAGGCAUUAAAUGUAAAAGUUGAAGUGAAAUAGGAAGACUCACAGGACAAUGAUGACUCUUGCAAACCAACCUAAGACUUUGAGCUUUUCUUUUUUAAGCAAAGAGAUGCCAUCAAAGUUUUAGAGCUGUUGAAAUAUUUCCUAGAAUAACAGGAUUCAUUAAAAACAGCAACAUCUAAAAGGCAUAUUUUCAGGGAGUAUUUAGUUUCAGGCAUAUAUUCUAGGUUCUGGAGAUAAAAGAAAAUAUUCUUGCUCUCAAGGAAUUUGGGAUUUAAAGAAAGAGAUAGAUGCACAAACAAAAUAUGAAUUACAUGCCAAUUGCUUCUGUAACACAGUUGGAUACAGGGUGCUGAGGAAACAGAGAAGAUGAUAUAUCAAGGUAAUAGUAGCUCCAGAAACAAGUAAGUCCUAAACUAGCAGUGUCUUGAUACAAUAAGCAUUUAUUUUGUGUUCCAUCACAGCCAAAUGCGGUAUUCCUUCUGAGAUGACCUACCAUGUGGUCAUUUAGUCACCCAGGUUCUUUUCUUAGUGACCCAGGAUCUUUCCUUGGAGGACCUAGAGGACAGUAGCUCCACUGUCCUCUUGGAAGGCCUAGAGUAGUUCCACUGUCCUCUUGGCCUUCGAAGUCUUUUCCCUGGGUGAGGUAUACAUGCCUAACUAACUUAACUCAGAAGUUUCACACUUAACUCUUUUGAUGAGAACUAGUAGAACUAGAAAAGUUUCCCAGCUUUGUGUCCAGGAAAGACACAAUAAAGAUUCUGAUUAACUCAUUGCAAUCUCUGCCCCAAGAACACAUCUAACUGUGGAGUGGGGGUGGGUACAUCCAGGAGUGCUGGAAAGCACUGGUACAGUUGUAUGUGGCUGUUUACAUCCAGCCUCUGUUCUGAUUCAUUAGAAUCUGCCUGACACCUGUUUUGAUUCAUGUCCUUCAGUUGUUAAAUAUUUUGAUUAAUUUCCACAGUUUACCUGCAUUCGUGCUAAACCUGCAACAGGGAGAGUGAAUCCAGGGGCUCUAUUUUGACAUGAAUUAACUCGCAAUAGUUAAUAAGAUUGAAAAAAAAUGGAGAUUUGAAGAUAAUGAGAUAAUUUAGGAGGUUAUAUUUCAAAAGUACAGGUGAGAGAGAUGAAACCUGGACAGUAGGUAGUAGAGAUGAAAAGAAAAGAAAACAAACAAACAGGCAAAAUCUGAAAAAACAGCUCCAGGCAGCUAUUUGGAUGUGAAAAGCAAGAGACGGAGAAGAGCUAAAAAAUAAUUGCAUUAGUCCAUUCUCACACUGUUAUAAAGAACUACCUGAGACUGAGUAUUUUAUUCAGAGGAUUAAUUGACUCACAGUUCCACAGACUAUACAGGAAGUAUGGCUGUGAGGCCUCAGGAAACUUAUGAUUAUGGUGGAAGUGUGAAGGGGCAGCAAGCACGUUUUCACAUGGCAGCAGGAGACAGAGAGGAAAGAGGGAAGUGCCACACACUUUUAACCAUCAGAUUUCAUGAGAACUCACUAUCACAAUAACAAGGGGGAAAUAUGCGACAUGAUCCAAUCACCUCCCUCCACGUCCCUCACCCAACAUUGGGAGUUACAAUUUAACAUGAGAUCUGAGUGGGGACACAGAGCCAAGCUGUAUCAAUAAUCAUGAUAAAUAAAUAAAUGUCAGAGAUGUUGAGCCUAGGUAAUUCAGAGGUUCAUAGUGCUUUUACCAAAAUAGAGAAAAAGGAAAAAGAACAAAUUUUAGAAGAAGCCAUUAGAUUCUAAGCUUUUGGAAGGCAUGCAUCUGCUUUGUAGCUCCACAAUCUGAUACAGAACCGAGUAUACAGUAGGUGCUCCAUAGUUAUUAAUUUAAUUAAUGACUAAUGAAACCAAAUUACUUCAGUUUUAGAUACACUGAGUUUUUAGUGUCACUAAGACACUUGUGUAGAGAUGUCCAGAAAGUAAUUGUGAAGGUAGAAUCAGGUUAAAGAAAGGUAGUAAAUAAAGCCACAUAAUUACAAGAAAGAAUAUACUGGAAAAAAAAAAAGUCUCAGCAAAUAGAGAAGGAAUUCUUUUAAAGGGAUGAUUGGACAGCUGAUACAGAAACUUUAAGAGCUAAAAAGCAACCAUUUUAUUUCAGAAUUAUGGUAUAUGUUUCUUUUAUUCAUAGAUGGUUUUCUUUCAUUCAUUCACCUUUUUUUCUUUCCGAAUCGUUAUGGGUAUGAAUAUGUAACAGCAUGUACCAUGAAAGUACACAUUGUCUAUAAUCCAUCUUAAGAUCAUUGUUAAUUUGGCAUAUUUCCUUCAUGUCAUUCUAGGUGUGUAUUUUAAAAAGUCAAUGAAGAAUGUAUGAUUUGUUAACAGAUACCAUUUUUCAAUAUAAAAUUACCCUCUUUUAACUGUUUGAUGAUUUUGCCUUAAAUUCCACUUUGUCUGAAAAUAGAAUUGCAACUCUUGAUAGUUUAAUUUUUGGAGUUUCCUAACAAUCAUUUUCAUUUCCUUUUUUAAUAUCAUUUUGUUUCAACAGUCUCAUGUAAGCUACAUAAUAUUACUUUGAUUUGCUUUAAUUUUACUUUAGUUUUUCCUUUGCCUUCUAUGGACUUCAUGACAGUUUUAGUCACACUUUAUAUGUCUUGUGUUCCAUCUUUUUGUUUUGUAUUAUGUCUUGUUUUUACUGUGUAUUUUCUCUACUUAAAAGAGUUUUUCUUAUUUUGAUGUACCCCAGUGAUUUGGAGCUCAUAUAUUCUGUUUUUAAUUCUUAUGAUUAUAUUUACAUUUCUCAAAGAAAACCCUUCUAUGUCAAAAGUUUUCAAAAGUCAAUAAUAAAAUAUGUAUUUUGCAUCCCUUCCUCCUUUUGAUACUUUCCUCAUUCCAUGUGAGAGGGGGAAUGUACCACAUUUUUACUUCUUUUUCACUUCAUCUUCUCGUAUUUUAAAACUAUAAUAUAUAUGUUAAGACCCAUAUUAAUAUUAUUAAAUUAUGUUAAGCAUUUGUUAUUUUCUCUUUAAGCAACAUUCUGUUUUUAUUCAAUUUUGUAACCAAAUUUAAAACAAUCAUUUAGACUGAAAUUUAUGUUUAAUGUAAUUGAGUGUUCACUGCUAGUCUUUGUAGAACUAUUGGCUAGGUGUUAGUUUCUAGAACGACAUAACAGAUUGUUGCUCUUAAAGGGUUUAAGGUCUAAUGGCUUUCUGCCACUACUAUUACUCUUUGUUAUUCUCAUUCUCUUUUUUGGUUAAAAGUAGUAUUAAACUUUGAGUUACCUCCAUUCUUAAUCUCUUAGUUUAAGUACUUAUGCAAAGUAUAAGGAGGGUAAUUUAUUCUAAGUUCUUGAAAAUCUAAAAUUUCUUGGGAGCAAAAAUUAAUUAUUUCAUGAUUUUAUACUGCAAGGGAGAGAUCUAAGGCAGAUUUUACUUCUCUUUAUAUACAUAAACUAAUAUUUGCUCAUUUUUCUGUCCCAAUAUUUGUAGAAUAUUGCUUUUGUUCUUAUAGUUUAUUUUUUCUUUAGUAUUCAGUUUUUUGAACUGGUAUAGUAAGUCAUUUCAAUAUACAUAUUCAAGUCAUUUUUCAGCUCUAUAAGUUUUCUGUGGUAUCUUUGAAUACUUCUUCAAUGACAAUUUUUGAGGGUUUUAAAUUCAUAAUUACUGGAUUUAAUAACAUCUUUUUAUUCAAUUUUAAUCUCCCCUCUCUUCGUUUUCACUUUACAAUUUCCUCUGAGCUUUGGAGAUUAUCUUGAAUUGGCAAUCCAUAUCACUGAUUUAUGUUUUAUAAUGUGUUUUCUGUUUGUCUUUAACUGCUUUUACUAUGAUACUUUCACUUCUGCCAUGCUUCUUCAUUUCAAAUCUUUUUUUCCUCUGACUUUUCUAUUCUUGCGACUUUCAGCCCCUAUUUUAUAAAUAUUAUAACAUAUAUCCUUUUGUGUAUACCAAGUAAUUUUCUGUACCUUCUUUCCAGUUCCUGCAGCAAAUAAUUUUUAAAAGUUUAUUUUCUUCUGGAUAUAUGGAAUGAUGUAUCAUUCUUGCCUUGCAAUAAUUUAGAAGUUAUUUGUAGGUUUUCUUCUACUUGCCGUGUAUUGAAAAGAUCUCUAUAUAGGACUGGCAUUUGUCAACAGAUAAGAUUUACAAAUUGUGCUCGUGUCCCUCUCUAUACAUUUGUGUACUAGUCGAAGCCCCUACUUAGAUGUGCAGCUAGGUGGCACAGUGAUAACCACAGUGCCUAACCUGAUUCCUAGUCUCUGGUAGGCUUUUAUGCAAUGUGGCUGUGCAGGAAUGUAAGGAGACGGGUUUCUAUUCCCUCUUCCCCUCAGUAGAAAUUCAUUUGUUCUAAGAGGCAAUAUAAUGUCUACCAAUCAACUUUCUUUGAUUUCCUUUUAAAAUCAUUUUGUGUGACCUGCAAAAGCUAAUUAUAAAUAUAUAUAUAUACACAUAUAUAUGUAUGUGUAUAUAUAUAUUUAUUUAUGCAUAUAUAUGUGUAUAUAUGGCAAAAUUAGUACCUAUGUUCCUGGUGCCUGUCUCACUUUGGGAGCACAGUUACAGAGGGAGGUCUGCCUGCUUUCAUAUGAGCAUUUUCACCUAUUUUUAUUUAAAGAGUACGAGGGUCCUCAAUUCCAUUUUAAACUCUAGCUUUACUGACUCAGGUUACUAAAGAUCACCACAUAGAACAUAUAGAUUCUGGGUUAUACCCAGAAUUUUUUCAGGAUCCUUAACCAUAUUUAAAUGAAUGAGAAUGAGAGUGCUAUUAUAGGGAUGCAGCAAACCCAACAUAGCAGAUUUCAAAAGAAUGAAUAUUCUCCAGACUUUGUCCCUAUCUAUUAUUAGCAAUAAAUAAUUUCUAAUGUACCUCACAAUUAUGGAAGUAAGCCAGCCUGUCAAGACUUCACAGUUAAGAACUUAUGGAAUAAAACAGUGGUGGGAUAUUAACAUUUAGGGAUUCUUAGUGGUUUAGACUGAAGCCUAAAGUCUUACACCAUUAUAUCUUCUAACUAGCAACAGUGGAGUCACUCAGAGGCUGAAAACAGAGGAAAAAGAAUGUGGUCUCUUAUAUACCCCUGUUUCCCCAACCCCAAAUCUGUAUAGUUGCUAUGGCAAGCAAUUGCUUCUCUGGUAAGGCAACUCUUCCAAUCUUUCAUAAUCGCUGCCACCAUUCUAUUCCAGUAGGUCCAGAAAUGGUCCAAUAUCUCUAAGUAUUUCUUGUUUAAUCUGCACAGCUGUCAGAAUAAUUUUGAAACAGAAUUCUGAUCAUUUCAUUUUACUACUUAAAAACCUUCAAAGACAGCAAGUAUGUUGUACUGAAUGAAGGUAAAGACUUCAUAUGGAACACUCAGAUUCAGAGCCCCUACUCUGUGUCUCUGUCACUUCCACAUUCACUCCUGCCCUACUCUCCUUAAAGGUCAGAGGCCAGUGACACAUCCCAGGCAGGAGAUUCUCUGAUGUCUUUGUCCUGGACAAGAAAAAAGGCCUAUAGAUACUGACAUUAGAGAGUUCUGCCAAGGAAAUGGCUUCACCCCUAUGGAAGGCAGCCUCUAAGAUGGCCUCCGGUGAUCCUAGCCUCUGAUAUCUCUGUUCCUGUGUAAUCUCUUUCUUUGAAUGUGACCUGGACUUAGUGAUUCAUUUCUAAUGAAUAGAAUAUGGCAGAAGUGAUGAGAUACCACUUCCAAAGCUAGGUUGCAAAAAGAUUGUAAUUUCUCUCUUAGGGACUUUAACUUUCUCAUUCACUCACUCCUCUGAAAUAAACCAAUUGUCAUGUUGAGCUGCUCUGAUGAGAAGCUCAAAUGGCAAAAAAAGUCAUGUCUUUGAUCGCCAGCCAGCAAAAACAUGAGGCAUGUCAAUAAUCAUGUGAAUUAGCUUGUAAGUGACUCUUCCCAUAGUUGAACUUUGAUGUGUCCGAAGCCUCUGACAACAUCCUGACUUCAACCUUUGGAGAGACCCUGUGCCAGAGACCAUGGCCCAAAAACCUGAAAUGGUAAAUGUUUUUUGUUUUAAGUUGUUAAUUAUGGGGUAAUUUGUUAUGCAGCAAUAUAUAACUAAUAUAGUCACUACCCAGCCACUCCUGACGAAGGCCAUUAUUCAACAUGCCCCAGAAACCCAUAGACUCCAAUUGACUUUGUAUUAUUUUGUUCUUAAACAUAAAUAACUGAGAAAAAGAGCAUGAGGAAAAUUUGGUGGGGUUGUGGGGAAUGUGAUGGUUAUGUUCAUUUCCUUGAAUGUAAUAAUGGCUUCAUAGGCAUAUAUAUGUCAUAAAUAUUAAGUUAUAUAUUUUAAACAUAUGUAAUUUAUUAUGUGUUAAUUAGAGCUCAACAAAGCUGUUAAAAUAUUAAUAGAGAGAUAAGACUCAUCAAAUAUUUGAAAAACAAAAGACUCCAACAUAAUAGACAGGGAUCCAAAUGAAUAAAAUGUAGAAGGCAAUCAGAAAAUUUUGAAACAGUGCAGAAAAAGAAGAAAAAAAUGUCCAAAAAAACUCUAAAAUUAUUAUUUUCUAAGAAAUAAAUGAAAAAUUUUUCAGCCAUGGAAAAUGAGGGCUAUAGAAAAGAAUAGUAUAUGAAUAAGAAAGAAAGAGUUCCUAGACAUUAAAAACACAAUAGUGGAAGUUGAAAAUUCAGCAGAAGGUUUAGAAGAUAAAAUUGAAGAAAUUUCCCAGCAAGUAAAAUAAAGACAAAGAGGAGGAAAAUGGGAAAAAGAAGAUAACAAAAUGAGAGGUAUAGUCCAGACAUCUACAUUAGAAUUAAGGGAAUUUCAGAAAAAAUAAGAAGCAAAGAGGCUUACUUAUCAAUUAAUUUAUUUUCUAAUUUGAAGAACUAAAUACAAAUUUACACAUUUAAAUGGUCCAAAUUGUGCUCAAAAAUAAAUUUUAAAAGACCAACUAUAAGGCACUUUGUAUUAGUUAUCCAAUGCUAUGUAACAAAUGACCACAAAACGUGGCAACUAAAAACAACAUUUAAGGGGUAGAGCAAGAUGGCAGAAUAGAAGCCUACACUGUUCACCAUCCCCCACAGGAACACCAAAGUUAAACAACUGUCACGGAAAAGCAUCAUCACAAGAACCAUAGUACUUGAUUUUAAAUUCCUGUCACUGAAAGAGGCAUUAAAGAAGGCAGGAGAGACAGUCUUGAAUUGCUGACAGCAUCCCUUCCCAACCCCCCAGCUGUGGCUACAUGGUACAGAGUCUGUGCACUUGGGGGAGGGAGAGCUCAGUGACUGGGGGACUUUAGGUUGAACUCGGUGCAGCCCUGUCACAGUGGAGAGCAAAGUCAUACUCAGCCAGCGCCCACACAGGGAAGGAGAAUUUGGAUCAGCCCUAGCCAAAGGGAAAUCACUCAUCUCAGAGGUAAGAACAAACCUUGUCAUCAGGGGCUGAAGUGCUCUAGGGUCCGAGGUAAACUUGAAAGGCAGUCUAGGACACAAGGACUACAAUUCCUAGGUAUCUCCUUGUUCUGGGCUAGGCUCAGAGCCAGUGAACUAGGGUGGCACAUGACCUAAGGAGAUACCAGCCAGGGCAGCGAAGGGAGUGCUUGCAUCACCCCUUCCCCAACCCCAGGCAGCACAUCUCUCAAACAAAAGCAAUUCCUUCCUUCUAUUUAAGAAGAAGAGAGCAAUAAGUAAAGAGGAAUUUGUCUAGCAUCUUGCAUACCAGCUCAGCCACAGUAGCACAGGGUACUGGGCAGAGUCAUGAGACUCCCAUUCGAGGCCCUAGCCCAUGAUGACAUUUCUACACACAUCCUUGGCCAAAAGUCACUCCACUGCCUUGAAAGGAAGGACCCAGUCCUGGCAGGAUUAAUCACCUGCUUACUAAAGAGCCAUUGGGGCCUGAAUAACCAGUAGUGAUAUCCAGGUAGUACGCCGUAGGCUGUUGGCUCUGAGAUAAGUUGACUUCAGAUGUGACCCAGAACACUCCCAGCUGUGGUGGCUAUGCUGAAAGACUCCUUCUGUUUGAGAAAAGCAGAGGGAAAGGUGAUGAGGACUUUGUUUUGCACCUUAGGUACCAGCUUGGCAACAGUGGUGUAGAGUAACAAACAGGCUCUUGGUGUCCCCAAGUCCAGACCUAGGCUAUUGGACAGCAUUUAUGGGCUUGUCCUGGGCCAGAGGGGAGCCCAAUACUGCACUGAGAGGUGAGUCCUAGGCGUGGGAUAAUUCACCACAAGCUGACUGAAAAGCCCUUGGUCUUUACAUCAACAUCAGUGGUGGCCUGGCAGAAUUCCCCAUGGGCCAGUGGUAUUAGUGGCCACAAGGAGAGGCUCCUAAGCCUGUGGAAAGAGAGGGAAAGAACAGGAAGGAUUUUGCAUUGUAGUUUGAGUGCCAGCUUGGCCACAGUAGAAUAGAACAUCGGUAAACUUCUAAGGUUUUUUGCUGCAAUCCCUGGCUUCCAGAGAGCAUCUCUGGACCUUCCCAGGAGCGGGGGGAGCACAAUGUCCUGAAGGGAAGGACACAAACCUGGCUGACAUUACCACUUGCUGAUCAUAGAGCCCCACGGCCUUGAAUGAACAUAGGUGGUAGCCAGGCAGCGGUUACAGUAUGCCUUGGGUGGGACCCAGUGCUGUGCUGACAUCAGGUUGACCCAGCAUAGUCCCAGUGGUGGUGAACACAAGGGUGCCUAUAUUACCACACCCCUGGUUCCAGGUGCCUUAGCACAGAGAGAGAGCCUCCAUUUGUUGGGAAGAAAGUAAGGAGAAAAGACAAGAAUCAGGCUGGUAAUCCAGAGGUCAUCUGGAUUUUAUCUAAGACAAUCAAGGAGGUGCUUUUACAGGUCUAGAAAAAUCACAGUGCUAUUGGGCUUGGGAUUCAAAUCCCUUUGAAUACCUGGAAAGCCUUCUCCAGAAGGAUGACCACAAGAAAGCCCAGACUGUGAAGAAUACAAUAAAUACCCAACUUUUCAAUGCCCAGACACCAGUGAACAUCUACAAGCAUAAAGACCAUCCAGGAAACUGUGACUUCAGCAAACAAACUAAAUAAGUUACCAAGGACAAAUUCUGAAGAAACAGAGGUAUGUGACCUUUCAGACAGAGAACUAAAAAUAGCUGUGCUGAGGAACUCAAAGAAAUUCAAGAUAACACAGAGAAGGAAUUCAGAAUUCUAUCAGAUAAGUUUAACAAAAAGAUUGAAAUUAUUUUUUUAAAUCAAGCAGAGAUUCUGGAGUUGAUCAAUUCACAUACUGAAGAAUGCAUCAGAGUCUCUUAAUAGCAGAACUGAUCAAGCAGAAGAAAGAAUUAGUGAGCUUGAAAACAGACUAUUUGAAAAUCAGUGAUGAGAGGAUAUGAAAGAAAAAAAGAAUAAAAGGGAAUGAGUAUCUACCUACAAGAUGUAGAAAAUAACCUCGAAAGGGGAAAUCUAAGAGUUAUUGGCCUUAAAGAGAAAGUAGAAAAAGAGAUAGGGGUAGAAAGUAUAUUCAAAGAGAUAUAUCAUAGAACUUCCCAAACCUAGAGAAGAUAUCAACAUUCAAGUAAAAGAAGGUAAUAGAGCACCAAGAGAUUUAACCCAAAGAAGACUUCCUCAAGGCAUUUAAUAAACAAACUCCUGAAGGUCAAGGAUAAUGAAAGUGUCCUAAAAGCAGCAGGAGAGAAGAAGCCACAUACAUGGAGCUCCAAUACCUCUGGCAACAGACUUUUCAGUGGAAACCUUACAGGCCAGGAGAGAGUGGCAUGACAUGUUUAAAGUGCUAAAGGAAAAAAAAAACUAAUAAUAACCUUUUACUCUAGAAUAGUAUAUCUAGUGAAAAUAUCCUUCAAACAUGGAGGAAAAAUGAGGACCAUCCCAGUAAAACUGGGGUGGUUAUUUAGUUAGUUAUAAAUUUAGUUAUUUGUAAACUGUUAGACUGAGAACCUUAGCACCUCUCUGGCUGUUAGCCAAAGUCCAUCCUCAUUCCAUUGCUUGUAGGCUUCUCCAGUAAGGCAACUCAAUUUAUCACAGCAUAAAAGCCAAGAAUUAAGAGUUAGCUAGUAAGACAGAAGUCACAAUUAUAGAAACGCUAUAUCAUCAUCUUUGUCAUAGUCUGUAGUCUUCUAACAAUUAGGUUAGAAGCAAGUCCUUAGGCCAGCCCAUACUCAGGGAAAAGGACUUACACAAGGGCAUGAGUUCUAGGAGGCAGGGAUUAUUGGUGCCAUCAUGGAAAUCUGUCUCCCCGCACUUCACUGUGAACAUGGAAGAACUAGGAAAAAGGAAACUUGAAACUUCCUGAGACAGAGAACAUUAGCAAUCAUAUAACAUUUCAUGUGUUUCUUAACUUUUCCUGGAAGAUUUCCUUGCAAUUAUGUUAGGGUAGUGCUUCUCAACCAUGGGUAAUUUUGUCUCUCAAGGGACCUUGUCAAUAGAAAUCUUCGAUUAUCAUAGUAGGGGAUGUUACUGACAUCUAGUGGGCAGAGGCCAGAGCUAUUGCUAAAUGUCUCACAAGGUACAGGACAACCCCCACAGCAAAGCAGUAUCUAAGCCCAAAUAUCAAUAUGGUCAAGAUCCAGAAACCCUGGAUCCAGAGACUUGCAUUUUUUGGCAAGAACCAUGAACAGAAGUGACAUACCUGCGUCAAAGCAGUUAGGAGCCACUGAGUCUUCUCCACAUCUUCCUUCCUCAGUCAAAAUGACCUUGAAAGCCACAUGUUGAGAUGGCAGUAUUAAAACAUGGAAAGAGCCUAGAUUCCUAGGUCAUCAGAUGGAGGCAAGCUUCUAUUGAACUGCAUCGGACAUGUGAGCAAGAAGCAAACAUAUGCUUUGUUGAGAUUUCAGCAUUUGUCUGUUGAGAAAAUUAGCAAUAAAUAAGUGGAUGAAACUAUACACGCCUGAAAAUCAGGAUGGCAUUGGACUCAAAAGCAGCACCAGAGGCAAGAAGAUAGUGCGUAGGUUGCCUCAAUACACUGAGGAAAAGUAACAUCCACUAUAGAAUUAUAAAUAUGCCUAGUUCUUCAAAUAUAUUUGGUUCAUAGCAUUUGGAAAAUAGAAAACAUUUCAUACAAAAAUUUUUUUCAGAAUCUAUUCUCUUCUUCAAAUUGAGUAGUAAGAGUUGAGAUAACAAAUGAUACUUGAAUAUAUGUCUGCCCCCAAUCUAUCAAAUAUGAGGGUAGAAUAAAGACAUUUUCAAAUAUCUUUCCAUAUUUGAAAUAUCAUUUCAAAUAUCAAAAGGUUUCAGAUUGUGUACUGUCUAUUCACCAUGUCUUAAGAAGCUUCUUAAGAAUAUAUGCCCCCAGAUGAAGGGGAUAAAUCAAGGAAAAAGAACAUAGUGGCGUACAGAAAGCAGUGAUCCUAACAGAGAACAGAGGUGAGAACGGAGUAUUUCCAGCAGAAUGGCAACACAGCAGGCUUAGGGAGCAACCAGUUUCAAUUGGUGUAAGAAGACACUUAAGCAACAUAUUAAAAAUAGAAGUUACACUUGUUCUCCACCAACCUUAUCUCUUAAAGGACACUUUGAUACAUCUACUCACUUAAGUCAUAUGCAUCAUUAUUCCCACUAGCUUUAUACUAACUCCUACUCAUCUUUCCAGAUUUAUUUCUGAGGUAUUCUGGAGCCAAUCCUCUGCCUGGGGGCACAUUAUGUUUUCUCCUACUUUGUGAAACCAUUUGCAUAACAAAAUUUUACUGUGUCAUUUGGCAUGUCUUUUACAUCAGUCACAUCACAGUCCUGUUGUGAUAACCACACAGAUUAAUAUCUGCUAUGGCAUUGAUGAAAAGACGUUGAUCCUAAUUUAUAGGUUAAUAUAGAGAAUUUUAGAUAAACUGCAGUAGACAAUGAUUCUGUAAUGCUAGGGUGACAGCAGAUCAUUCUUGGCCCAGGACUAUAAAAUUCUGUGUCUGCGAAUGGGGCAGGAAUUGCUUCGGUGGAACAUAGCCACUGGGUAUUUUGACUCCGUGAAUUGAAAAAGAAUUAAAAUGCAAAAAGUCUUGACUUUUUGAGUUUCUUAGUUGCUUUGCCAGUCUCUAUACAAUCUGAAAGCGACACCUGAAACUUUCCAACAGGAACUGUAUAUGGAAACCACCAGAUCAAAAGACAGGCUGGCAAGGAAAAGCGAGACUGAAACUGUAGAAGCUAGUGUCUGAGACAGAGCCCCUUGGGAUGGGAUCACUAGGAAUGGCAGAAGCCCAAGGACCCUGGAGCCUGCCCUUGACUGGCAGUUCUUCAUGCCAAGCAGAAAUGGGAUAAUUGCCCAGGCUGUAGAUGUUGGAGGGGUGACAUCAGAACAAUAUUUUAACUCUCAGUGAGCAGACUGCAUCUCUAGAAUGUUUUAAAAUACAAGGAACUAUAAAACGAGAUUAAUUAAAUAGUUACAAUAUAUUUUUAAUGUGGGAGUAGGUAAUGGCAAAAAUAAUAGUCAAGUUGAGAGCAAGUUCUUUACUAACUUCCCUUUAAAAAGUAGCCAAGGAAACUGUUUCAGUGUUAGAUUUUUUUUAACUUUGUAUAACUUUCUUGUAAAUAUUUGUGCUUUAAAUCUUGUGCUUUAUAGGCAGCUGUAAUCUUGAGGCUUUGUGAUUUGGGCAAGCUAAUGAGGGUUAAAGACAGUAAAUCUAAUGUUUGAACUAUAGUCAGGUAUGACUUAUUACUUGUACCAAUCAGUCCUCCAAAACAGAAAAUCAGAAUUAUUCAAUUGAGAUAAAAAUAUCUUAUUUAUGUGCCCAGAAAAUUAUCUAUUUUUUAACCUCCUGCUUUAAGAUGCAUAAGAGAAUACAUCUGACCAGGUGGAGUUCUGAGUGUGAAAGUUAUAGUUAAAUGAGUCUCUAAGGAUUUGAAAACUUUUAGUUUCCAGGAUGAUCCAUGGUUUCUAAGAAUACUGAAAUGAAAUGGAAUUGGGAGAAAUACUACCGAAGAAUUAGAUGGCUCUACUUCAGAUCUAAUUUUGUUAAUGAUAAACUGUCGUUUUUGAACUGAGUUGUAGGGGAGGAACUGACGACAUAUUCAGGGACUUUGAAAGCCUUGGAAUAGUUCUGGUCCGUUUGAAUUCUGACUUCUGGUCUUGGUUUCUGCAAAUUCUGCUUGCGGAAAGUAAAUGCAUGAUAGGAAAGGGGUUGUUUUUCUUUUCCCUUACCACCCUAGUAAAAUAUGGAUAAAUAAUAUAGAAAAUAAAAGAACCUUAUAGAAAGUAGCGUGACAUUAGAUGAACAAUGUUAAGUGGAGGGCAAAUCUAUUUUCUUAAUGAAAAAAAGCAUCACAAUUUGUUAGUAAUCUCUGCACUCAGAUCAUGAGAAUGGAGAGGUAAUUUAAGUGGCCCUUCGCUGGGACCUGGAGAGGCAGAGCCAAGUUAGGCCUUAAAGCCACAGGUAGGUUUUGCCCCUCUAUAUUUCUGAGCAGACACAGCCCAAACCUGACCAAGCUGAAGGAAGGCAGAGGAAUAUGAUGUAGUGUCAAACCCAGUUGGUAUAGGAGAAAAAAAGCCUAAGAAAAGGGAAGAUGAGAAAGCAGGUUUGGAGUUGAAUUUACUCAAAAUACUGAAUGCCCAAAAGGGAAAAAAACAGACCUCUGCCUUGAGGCACACUGAGGUGAGAUCAAGUUCCUUGGUGUCCCCAGCCUGUGAGGCCGGAAACCUUAAUACAAGAAAUGUUAGAAAGCCUGGGGAUGGGGCCACACAGUAGCUUCAGAUAGUACUGCUGCCUGGCUAAACAGAGAUGCUACCUUAUCCACUGAAAACCUUCAGGACUACCAGCCUCUUAGUAGAUAGUUUAUUAAAUUCUUUGGGAUAGUUUGAGUAAUAGCACCUGAGAUAUUCCUUAGGCAAUUAAUAUUGGCCCUAUCUAGGUACAAGAAGCAAGCCCAAUAUAUGGCCAGCCUGAUUGGAUUUUGUCAUAACUGUAUUUUACACUUAAAGAUCUUAUUCUUCGUAUUCAUCAAAUUACCUAUACAAAAGUGCCUUUGUAGCUCUUGUUCUUGGUAAUUAUGCAGUUAUUAUAGAAGGAAAACUGGUGCUUCAUAACAUUUAAUUCAUACUAAAAUAUGCUUCUUACCUAUGUUUUUCUUUUUAAUUGUUAACUGUGUAAUAUAUAUGAAGUAUAUAAUAUGCAUGUACUAGUAGUAAUGAUAAUAAUAUAAUAAAACUAGCACCAAAGUUCUCACCACUCAGAUUAAGAAAUAAGUAUUACUGAAACUGGAAACUCUUUUCAUAUCCUUCCCUAAUCACUUGGCUCUCCCUUCCUUACAGAAGGAACAACUAUCUUGAAAUGUUUAAUUCAUUUUGUUGCUUUUCUUUAUAGCCUUUCAUAAAUAUAUGCAUCUUUAAAAUUGUAUUUUUUAUAUUGUUUUGAAUAUUUAUAAAUAAAAUUACACUGUAUGUUUUUUUCUAUAAUUUUGUUUUAGAUCCAGAUUUAGAUUACAUGUGGAGGCUUGUUACAUGGGUAUACUGCAUUUCUAUAUGCCAGCAAUGAACAAUCUGAAAAAUAUAUCAAUAAAGCAAUCCCAUUAAUAAUAGCUACAAAUAAAAUUAAAUACAUAGGAAUUAACCAAAGAAGUAAAAGAUUUCUGCAAUGAACACUAUAAAACACUGAUGAAAGAAAUUGAAAAAGACACAAAAAAUGAAAAGAUAUUUCAUGUUCAUGGAUUGGAAGAAUUAAUAUUGUUAAAACAUCCAUACUACCCAAAGCAGUCUACAGAUCAGUGCAAUCCCUAUGAGUAUACCAAUGACAUUCUUCACAGAAAUAUGAAAAAAAAUUCUAAAGUUUAUAUAGAAUCACAAAGUCCCAGAAUAGCCAAAGCCAUCCUGAGCAAAAGGAACAAAACUCGAGGAAUAACAUUACCUGACUUCAAAUUAUACUACAGAGCUAUAGUAACCAAAAAAGCAUGGUACUGUCAUAAAAACAAACAGACCAAUGGAACAGAGUAGAGAGCCCAGAAACAAAUCCACAUAGCUACAGUGAACUCAUUUUCAAUAAAGAUGCCAGGAAUACGUUGGGGGAAAAGACACUCUCUUCAAUAAAUGGUGCUGGGAAAACUGGAUAUCCAUAUACAGAAGAAUGAAACUUGAUCCCUAUCUCUUGCCUUAUGCAAAAAUCAAAUCAAAAUGGAUUAAAGACUUAAGUCUAGUACCUCAAACUAUGAAAUUACUAACAGAAAACAUUGAGGAAACUCUCCAGUACAUUGGUCUAGGGAAAAAUUUAUUGAGUGAUACUUCACAAGCACAGGCAACCAAAGGAAAUGUGGACAAAUGGGAUCAUAUAAAGUUUAAAAACUU